Molecule: messenger RNA, 570 nt
Organism: Effrenium voratum
Lineage: Eukaryota; Dinophyceae; Suessiales; Symbiodiniaceae
Source: the annotation of a GenBank genome assembly
AUGCCUCGCUCACAGAGGAACCGUCUUCACCAGGAGGAGGAUGUGCACUUGCGAUCCAUGCACGGGCCGUUGGGCACUUCCAAGACUGCAUCUGUCAGCUUGUGCCACCUGGAUGAACUGCACGACCUUGGGGUGAACCUGGCCCGGCAAGGUCGCUUGGCCGAGGCGGAGAGCGCGCUGCACCAGGCCUGGCAGGGCCGAAGCGGGCGCCUGGGCGCCGACCACCCCAUGACGCACAACUCCCUGCGGGAGUGUGCGGAGCUGCGGCGUCGCCGGGGCGACGAGGGCACCUGCGAGACUCUGCUGCGGCAAAGCCGCUGCCACGGCCUUCACCAACGCCACCCUGAGAUGGGCAAUGGUCUGCUGCCCACCACCCAGCACCACACCAAGGUGACACCAAAGAACCCGCGGGCGCUGCAACACUCGGAGUUCCCGACCCGAAACCCGGGACCCUGCCGAUUUGACGAGCAGACGCUGCGCAGGAGCUUCAGCAUGUCGGAGAUCCGGAAAAGCCCGCAGACGCCGCAAACGACCAUCAAGCUGCUGCUCGGUGCAGUUCCCGAAUCAUAA